ACCGCUACGAAAUGUGAAAAGUAGUAAAGUAGAAUUCUGUAGUGAAAAAAAAUCCGUAGGGCCAUGCCUCGUUAUUGAGCUACUCUGGAGUUCCCUGUGGGUUAUUUCCAGCACAACUUGGUGGUUAUGUGUUCAUAAAAUACUCUCGUGCUUCGGGCAUUCUCUUUCCCGCAGGAGAAUCUCAUUUUUUUAAUUAAAAAAGCAAAAAAAACCAAUAAGUUUAGAGUGACGACAUCAUAACCUACAAAAUGGAUUAAUUUUUAACAUCUAAGUGUUAUCAUUCACCACGUUACUAGAGAUAAUAACCUCAUUAUAUUUGAGAUCAUGGAGAUGAUAGUUGCUGAUAAAACAGCCUCAAAUCCGCCUCCGGUGAGGGCUGAACCACCUGGUGAAAAAGCUCAAAAUGAUAUUUUCGAAAUUUCAUCAAAUUGGUGGGUGUCCAAGGAUAAAUCCCUCAGAAACACAGUUACAACAGUUCUCCAAAAGGAUUUUUCUGGAAGCAUGCCCUUAGAGGACAUCGCAUACGAACAUACGAGCAUAGAAAUUCAGCCGAAACCCGACUACGAGCCCUGUACCAUAGACAUCAAACUGAAGAAUGGGCAGAGGAUAGUCAGGAUAGCAAUUGCAUCCGAGGCUGAGGUCCUGGAGAUAUUUAAAGAGAGUGGAGAGUAUGCUGCGACUAUGUUCUCAGAGUUCAUCGAUGAAUUCGAGGGAUGCACUGUUUACCUGGGAGGAAUUGUCUUCGACAAGCCCACGAGAGAAGCCAGUAUAAAGUUCACUAGAGUAAAGAAUGAACGUUCAUCAGUAUUUAUUUAUGGAAUUCGUCUCGUCCUGGACGAUUCCAAGCCUUCGAACAGUCCUCGCUCAGAAGAGUCGAGCUAUAACACCAUAAUUAGCGAUUUCCUGACGCUGUUAAAACCUAAACGGAAUAAUUUGACUGGAAAAGCGUCUCAAAAGGUUGGAAAUUCUCGGAAUAUCAUUUUAAAAGACUCUGGAAUGGCGCAGUACGUUCGAAAGCUCGAGAAUAAGACGUCAGCUUCUCCAGCUGACUCUCAGAGUGACGACUCUGAGAAAAAAGCGUUUAAAAGUAAUAAAAAAGCUACGAAACCGAAAUUUUCUGCGAAUAAUAACAACUCUCCAGGUGAACAGCCUGCAAAUUAUUCACAAACAAUCAAUGGAAGUGUUGAUUUAUCCGGUUUACAAUCGAUUAUCGAUACUAAACUCGGAGAAAUGGAGAACAGACUGAUGGAGAGAAUCGCCGAAGUGGAGCGAAACACUAACAAAACUUUGGCAGAAAUUCUCAGCAAACUAGAGACUUUAACCAAUGCUAAAUAGUCUAGAUUGAAUCUACUAAAUAUUGUAAUUUAUAAACGAACUUUUGUAAUUAUAGAGAAUAAUGCAAAAUACAAGGUAUAAAUGCUACCUGACGCGUUGAAAAAUAUAACUAUGCACUGUU
Molecule: messenger RNA, 1456 nt
Organism: Diachasmimorpha longicaudata
Lineage: Eukaryota; Metazoa; Arthropoda; Insecta; Hymenoptera; Braconidae
Exons: 3
Coding region: 325-1335 (336 amino acids)
Source: RefSeq, a predicted model, not a curated record